UUUCUUCAUUCAUAAGUUCAUUUUUUUCGAUAUUAAAUUUCUCAACAAUCACAAAAGAGACAACAUAUAUUCAAAUUGAAACUAUGGCAUCUGGUGGAACAGAAGCUUUUCCAGACUUAGGUAAACAUUGCCAGCAUGUUGAUUGUCACCAGCUUGAUUUCCUUCCUUUCACAUGUGAUGGCUGCAAACAGGUAUUUUGUGUGGAACAUAGAUCCUAUAAGUCACAUGAAUGUCCAAAACCAGACCACAACAGCAGAAAAGUGGUUGUUUGCGAAGAAUGUUCCAUGUCUAUGGAGAUCAGAGGCAACAUGGGAGAAAACGAAGAGGCAAUCUUAAAGAAACACCGCAGUUCAGGGAAGUGUGACCCUAGCAAGAAGAAGAAACCGACUUGCCCUGUGAAGCGUUGCAAGGAGAUUUUGACGUUUUCUAACACAAGUACUUGUAAAACUUGCCACAUUAAGGUGUGUCUCAAGCACCGAUUUUCUGCUGAUCAUGCUUGCAGUAAAGGAGAUUCAUCUUCUUUAACAACUACUGCUGGAAAUGGAAGGUGGAAUAAUAGGUUUAUGGCUGCUUUGGCUUCAAGAAAUGGUCAAGAUUGUGGCAAAAAAUCUGGAUCUCGUUCUACUACUUCUCCUCCUAGUAAUCCUUCUGUUAAGGCUUGUUGAUUCGAUAUGGCUAAUAACUUAAUGUGUAAUACAGGUGAUUCUUGCUCUGUUUGAUGUAUGUUGAAUGAUACACUGCUUUUUUAAGUGCAAUUUUAAUGUUCAAACUUACAUUACAUCUAAAAAAUACUAUAAAUAGUUUCUCA
Messenger RNA from Medicago truncatula (barrel medic), 808 nucleotides. Its product is annotated as zinc finger AN1 domain-containing stress-associated protein 12. Gene Ontology annotation, molecular function: zinc ion binding. The coding region runs from base 84 to 665 and encodes 193 amino acids. The transcript is spliced from 2 exons. Gene Ontology annotation, cellular component: cytoplasm. Lineage: Eukaryota; Viridiplantae; Streptophyta; Magnoliopsida; Fabales; Fabaceae. The record is from RefSeq and is a predicted model, not a curated record.